Messenger RNA from Asterias rubens (European starfish), 2264 nucleotides. Its product is annotated as transmembrane protein 43-like. Gene Ontology annotation, cellular component: nuclear inner membrane. Bases 472 to 1704 code for a protein of 410 amino acids. The record is from RefSeq and is a predicted model, not a curated record. Lineage: Eukaryota; Metazoa; Echinodermata; Asteroidea; Forcipulatida; Asteriidae. Gene Ontology annotation, biological process: nuclear membrane organization. The transcript has 10 exons.
UAUUUUUUUCUUUACUGGAAUGAGAAAAGCAAACAAACAUCUAUUUGCUGCGUGCAGCGCGCAGUAGCGUAGUCCUACAUCAUCUGUGCACUACCUAAAGACCACCACCGAUACGUCCCCGGCCGUACGAUCGAUGCAGUGUACACACACACAUGGACGGCCGCAUGAAUGGCCCGGGGUGAGGUCGCACGGCGUAGAAUCUUGGCCUGCUUGGUACAAUACAAUGGCCCGGCUGUCUGCUAACUAACUGACGAACUGUGAACUCGGUUCCCUCUGCAGCUAGCAGCAUCAGUACAUAGUGAAAGUGGAAGGAAAGUUGUACGAGUGUUGUGCCCGACCUGCUGAGCUACCGCCUCUAACCAAAUCAACGACCCGAAUAUUUACCACAUAACCACAUGGGAUGCAUGGGUAUAAAUACCCGGUGAACACCAUUUAAUAUUAUCAGAGAAAACCACGACGUGUUCUGAAAAGAUGUACCGAUCAAAGUACCCAGAUGAUCCUGGUAUGCAUAAUACAGGUUCCAAGCACCAUGGACGCCAUCAAACCACUGCCAGCAACAAUACUACAUUGCUUGAGCGAAUGUCCCAUAGUUUUACAGGAGCUAUGCUUGGUCUUGGCAUGUUUGUUGUGUCAUUCUUUAUUCUCUUUCUAAAUGAGGGAAAAGCUGUGCAAACUGCCCAGUCACUUGAACAAAGUUUGCAUCUUGUUAUACCGAUUACAAACAACAAAGUCAUCUUUCAGGAAAACAACUACAAACUGGUGCAUUUGACUGGGAAGCUCAAAACCGAUCAGCCUCUAGUUGAUGUACUGUUUGAUGUGCAUGUUCCAGCCGUCAAACUAAGGAGAGAAGUCUUCAUGUACCAGUGGGUUGAACAUCAGAACAAGCAAGAUACAAAAGAGGGCUCUGACAACAAGAUACAAACGGAUUUCAUGUAUACCAAAGAAUGGAAACCUUUCCUGGUGGACAGCAAUACUUUUAACAACCCGACAAAUCAUAAGAAUCCUAAAGAGAUGACAGUCAGUCCAAUGACCUUUGUAGCAAUACAUACCUACAUAGGAAACUACAUGAUAAAAGACAGCUUGAAAGAGAAGAUUGAUAAAUUUAAGCCAUAUGUUCCUACCAAAGAACCAAGUAAACCCAAUGUUCAGCUCAUUGAUGGCAAGUUUUAUCAAACAGACAACCCAUUCAGACCAAAGGUUGGUGAUGUGAGAGUAACAUAUAGCUAUGCUGGAGUGAGUGGUGAGGAUGCUAUACUAGGAGAUCCAGAUACAGUCAGUGUUAUAGCAAAGCAAUCAGGAAAUCAGCUAACUAAGUAUAAAACAGAUACAGGAGAGUCACUUGAACUGGUUCACUUUGGAGAAAAAACAGCACAAGAAAUGAUUGAAGAUGAGUUACAUGCAAGUAGUACUCUGACAUGGACACUUAGAGUUGGAGGAUGGCUUAUAAUGCUCAUUGGAUUGAACUUCAUGACAAAUAUUAUAUAUACUUUAGUUGAGUGGUUCCCUAUACUUGGUACCAUGGUGAGCAUUGGUCUAUCAGCUUUCAAUUUAUGUGCAUCCAUCUCACUUUCUGUGAUAACGGUUUCUGCAGGAUGGCUGUGGUAUCGACCUAUCUUAGCACUCUCAUUGAUAGCACUGGCCUCAGUACCACCGCUACUGUCUUAUAUUAGAGCAAAUCAAAUCAAACAAGAUUCAAAGGUUUAACAGGGUAUUAGGUGUAUGUUCAUAUUUGUUCUUACUUUUUUGAGUCCUGGUUUUUAGGGCAAGUAUAUCACUGAAAUACAUGUACAUGUAUGUGCAUAUACCUGGUACCUGUGUCAGCAUGCAUCAACAUGGAGUUGUGUCAUCUUGAUCAUCAAAAACAAUGUGUUGACAGAUAAAAUUGCCAAAUCACCAGGGGUGGAGUUCACAAAGAUAUAAGACUAGUCUUUAUCUCGAGUUAGGACGAGUUACUCGUCCUACAUAACUUAGGACUAGCUAUACGUUUUUGAUAUCUCCUAGGACUAGUCCUAUUAAAGUUAGGACUUGUCCUAACUCUUUGUGAAAUCCAGGUACUUUUAGACACGCCACUACGUGUACCUUUGUGUUGUGUUCUCACAAUUAUUAUCUGGCAAAAGUUCUACACCAUUUUUCUUAAUAGUUCAUGGCUGCAUUAGUGGGAAAUAAACAUCAUCAUGCAAUAAGAUAUUAAGCAUGCAAUAUUAUACACAUAUUGACUGGCAACGAGGUAACUAGUAUACGUCUAUUCCCACCAGGGACUUUGA